AGGUGAUCCAACCACCCCAAACCGACCAAUACGUAUAUCUCCCUCUCUCACAACCAAUUUUCAUCCGAGGCUUGUCGUUCCCAAUGGCCUCCACGUACCGUGAUCGGACCUCCGAGUUCCGAUCACUCUCCCAGACCCUCCAGAAAAUCGGAGGAAUCGCAGCCGUUCAUCAAGCGCAGAAUUCCUCAUCUCCCUCCAAAUCUCCCGGACCCGCCUCUUCUGGAUCUGAGUUCAACAAGAAGGCCUCCCGGAUCGGGUUGGGGAUCCAGGAAACUUCUCAGAAGAUCGCACGGCUCGCCCAGUUGGCGAAGAGGUCAUCUAUGUUCGAUGACCCGACUAUGGAAAUCCAGGAAUUAACUGCUUUGGUGAAGAAUGACAUUACAACACUAAAUGUGGCUCUCACAGAUUUGCAAACCAUUCAAAACAUGGAAAUAGCUGAUGGAAGUUAUUCCCAGGAUAAGGUUGUGCAUUCAACAGCCGUUUGUGAUGACUUGAAAAGCAAACUUAUGGGGGCAACCAAACAGCUUCAAGAUGUGUUAACCAUUAGAACAGAGAACAUCAAGGCUCACGAGAACAGGAGGCAGAUAUUUUCCACAAAUGCAUCAAGAGAAAACCCUUUUCGGAAUCCUGCAAAAACUGUGACCGCACCUGCUCCCUGGUCAACUCCCUCCAGGGCACCCAGCAAUUUGCAAGCAUCACCAUUGCCAUCGAAGGAUGUUCAAGCUGGCAACCAACUAAGACGAAGGUUAGCUGCAGAUAAUCCUCCAUCACAGCAGAUGGAAAUGUCCAUGUUACAGCAGGUAGUUCCACAGCAACAAGAUUAUACACAAGGCCGGGCUGUUGCCCUUCACAAUGUAGAAUCUACGAUUACCGAACUGAGUGGGAUCUUUACACAUUUGGCUACCAUGGUUGCACAUCAAGGGGAACUCGCUAUCAGGAUUGACGACAACAUGGAAGAAUCAUUGUCAAAUGUUGAUGGUGCACACAGCGCUUUACUAAGGAAUCUCACCCGAAUAUCAUCAAACAGGUGGCUUAUGAUCAAGAUCUUUGCCAUUUUGAUAUUUUUCCUGAUGGUCUUCAUCUUCUUUGUGGCCUAAGUACCGAAAACUGAAAACUCGGCAAUAGAAUCCUUCAUGAUGGGUGAUUAGGGUUAUUCAACUCCGCGUGUGGUUAUUUUUUUACGAAGUUGGAGUAUUGAAAGUGAUAUAGGGUUCUUUGUUCUGUAUACUUGGUGGGCAUCCGGUAUGCCCAUUUUUCGAUUCUCGAGUGUUGCUUGUACAAGAAUACCAUUCGUUGUAGCAUAUACGGUUAGAUCAUUGAGCAAUAUGUUAUGUAUCUCUGUAUCAACUGAAACAGCUUGCCAUGCUUGUUUGAAAAUGAGAAAUAAAAAAUUUCUCUAAUUACUUUUC
Molecule: messenger RNA, 1409 nt
Organism: Malus domestica (apple)
Lineage: Eukaryota; Viridiplantae; Streptophyta; Magnoliopsida; Rosales; Rosaceae
Product: syntaxin-31
Biological process (GO): endoplasmic reticulum to Golgi vesicle-mediated transport; intracellular protein transport; vesicle fusion
Cellular component (GO): Golgi membrane; endomembrane system; SNARE complex
Molecular function (GO): SNAP receptor activity; SNARE binding
Source: RefSeq, a predicted model, not a curated record